This is a messenger RNA of Drosophila subobscura, 1006 nucleotides long. It is a transcript of the gene Jhbp7, whose product is annotated as protein takeout. The record is from RefSeq and is a predicted model, not a curated record. The coding region runs from base 140 to 892 and encodes 250 amino acids. The transcript has 4 exons. NCBI's taxonomy places the organism in Eukaryota, Metazoa, Arthropoda, Insecta, Diptera, Drosophilidae.
CCGAGCCAAUUUACAGUUUAGCAUUGAACUUGGUCGGGAGUUCGCCAAAAAUCAUCGAGAACGCUUCGCGCAGUCGUAGUCGCAGUCGUAGUCGAAUUCGUAUUCGUAGCCAUCCGUUGAUCAGAGUUGCUCCUUCAGCAUGUUGCUGCUCCAGCUGUGCUUUGUUUCCCUGCUAGUGGUCCUGGCCAGUGGUGCCUCCAGUUUUCCUCCCGAUCUGCAACGCUGCCGCACUGGCGACACCAAGUGCAUCAUCAACACCUCCCACCAUGUGGUGCGCCAGUAUGCCAAGACGGGCUAUCCCGCAGCCGGCUUCCCCCAGAUCGAGCCGUUCCUGGUGAAGCGCUUCGAUAUCUCAGACGGUCGCACGGGCUCCCUCAACCUCAAGCUCAACUUUAAAGACGUCAAUGUGGAGGGCCUGUCCGGCGUGAAGUUCGAUAAUGCUGUUGGUUUUGGUGCAGAUCCCGCCACCAGCAAGUUCGAGAUGUACGGCAGCAUACCGAAGAUUGUGCUGCGCGGCAAGUACACCGCUGACGGACGCAUACUGAUCCUGCCCAUCCGCGGCGACGGUGAUGCUGAGAUCACCCUGCAUUCGCCCAAGUUCUCCGUCAAGUUCAAGCCUGGCACGCAGGUGCGCGACGGCCGCACCUAUCUGACCGUGGACAAGCUCAAGGUGCUCGUGGAGCCACAGAGAAUGAACAUCAAGCUGACGAACCUCUUCAACGGGGACCAGGCGCUGGGUGCCAAUCUGAAUCAGUUCCUCAACGAGAACUGGGUCGAGGUCUGGAGCGAGCUGCAUCCUUCCAUUCAUUUGGCCAUUGCGGAGAUCAUGAAGAGCAUUCUCACCAAUCUGUUCAAGCGCUUCGCCUACGAGGAUCUGUACCUGGAGAACUGAUAAGGAACAGCGUGUCUUAGUCAUUAACAUUAACCCUAAGGCAGCAGCAUAAGUGUACGAGUAUUCCCCCCCCAACACCCUCACAGACAUUUUCCUAUCAAGCGUGCAGCCAAU